Ziziphus jujuba (common jujube) is the source of this 1290-nucleotide messenger RNA. Its product is annotated as receptor-like protein EIX2. The record is from RefSeq and is a predicted model, not a curated record. The coding region runs from base 1 to 1290 and encodes 429 amino acids. The transcript has a single exon. Gene Ontology annotation, molecular function: protein binding. NCBI's taxonomy places the organism in Eukaryota, Viridiplantae, Streptophyta, Magnoliopsida, Rosales, Rhamnaceae.
AUGUCAAGUAAUAACUUGACUGGAACUUUACCCGGGUUACUUGAAGGUCCCAUUACUCUUCCAAUUUUCAGGAGUGACUUACGUGAUUUGUCCAAUAAUAGAUUUUCUGGUCCUAUGCCAAGUAACUUUGAUGGUUCAGUUAGUUUUCUCUCUAUUUCGAACAACCAGAUAGAUGGAGAAAUCCCAGCUUCUAUAUGUAAGAGAUUUGCCCAAGUCAUUGAUCUUUCAAAUAACAGCUUAACAGGAAGUAUUCCAUCAUGCAAAGGGGAAAGUUCAAUGCUCCAGGUAUUAGACCUCAGUAAGAACAAUUUACCUGCGAAUAUUCCUGGAUCCUUAGGUCAGCUAAGUAUGCUUCAAACAUUGCACCAAGACGACAACGAGUUCUCAGGAGAGCUCCCAUCAUCUUUCCAAAACUUAUCAAGUUUGGAAACUCUGGAUCUUGGAAACAACAGAUUAAUGGGUAGAAUUCCACCAUGGAUUGGAGCAGGUUUCCAAAGUUUGAGGAUUCUCAUCUUGAGGUCGAAUGCAUUUUUUGGAGAACUUCCAUCGGCGCUAUCAAACUUAAGUUCGUUACAAGUCCUGGACUUGGCAGAAAAUCAGUUGAAUGGCAGCAUUCCUGCUUGCUUUGGAGAUUUCAAAGCUAUGUCGGAAGUCCAAACCAAUAACAUUUAUUUAUUCUAUGGGGCACUCAACUUACAAUCGGUAUCUAUGAUAAUCAGCAAGUAUUAUGAAGAAAAUGUUGUUUUGACUAUGAAAGGCCAGUCUCGAAUAUUCAACAAGAUCCUCAACCUUGUAGUUUGCUUAGAUCUCUCAGGAAAUAAUUUGACUGGAGAUCUUCCUGGAGAAAUAACAAAAUUAUUGGGAUUAGUUUUUUUGAACUUGUCCAGAAAUCAUAUUAGUGGACACAUUCCCAAGAGGAUUUCGGAGUUGAAGCAAUUGUCAUCACUUGAUCUCUCAAGUAAUAAGUUCACAGGUGCUAUUCCUCGAAGUAUGGCAUCACUCUCAUCUUUGGGCUACAUGAAUUUGUCAAACAAGAACUUCUCAGGUAGGAUCCCUUACAAGGAUCAUUUGACAACUUUUGAAGCAUCCUCUUUUGCUGGAAACCCAGGACUUUGCGGUGAUCCACUUACUUUAAAAUGUCCAGGCGAUGAUCCGGAUAAGUAUACUACAAGUGGUGAGUCUGGUGACAGCUUUGUUGAUAAGUGGUUUUACUUCGAGUAUUGGAUUGGGAUUUGCGGCUGGAAUUCUGAUAAUUGCAAUGAGAAAAUCUUGGAGUGUUUUCUACUUUGA